AUGGAAAGGGACUACUACAACGCAGAUCCAAAGCUCGUUGAUCCGCUGUUGGCGAGAGUUAUUCGGGCGCUCAAGAUUCAAGGGCAUAGCGUGUUUGGCUUGACUUCCAACGCGUUGGACCCUGUUCACGCACCGCGGAUCCUUGAGACUCUGGCCAAGUACAAGAUCAGGUUCUCUGCGCCGGACGUCAGAGGCGAAUUGCCGAGAAGCGGGGCUCUAAUGGUCGAUCAUCCCGUGUCUCGAGGGAUAAUCUUCGGGGAUAAUCAGCAGGCGGUCUCGCACGACAAAGGAGAAAUCAUAGCCGAGUACGUCGGGCUCCUCCUCCACAACGCCCGCCGCGCGGUCUCAGAGCACGUGGGGGCGAAAACAGCUGGAGACGCGGCUAGAGGAGGGCUGUCGGAACCGGGAGGCGUGAAGGUCGGCGACGGCGAGAGCAGCGGCGGCAGGACAGCCCUCGCCGGCUCGCUCUCCCCCAAGCGGCCUAGAAAAUGCGUCCUGGUCGACAACACAUCCAAGAAGUGCGAGAGGGCGGCGGAGACGUUCGCGCGGCACGCGGCAGCGGCCGGAGGCGGGCUGGAGCUACACACGCUCCACUUUACCGAGGCCGAGAACAUGGUGGAUUCGCCCGAAGCACUUAGACAGCUGCGGAUAAUCCUUGCGCGGCUGAAAGAGCGAGGGCUCAUCGGCGUUGACCUUAUCGCGGAGGACAUCUUGGUGACGCCGGUAGGGGGUGUCCGUAGAGGCGCCGGUGACAAGGUGAAGGCAGCAGCGGCUACGGCAUGUGUACCAGACGGAAACCGUGGCCGUGGCGGAUGAUUGCAGCGUGCACGAGAGAACACAUGAUCGUCUGCAUGUCAGGCGUGAUGUGCUAGGAGUUUGGUUAUGGUUGCGGUGGACGUGUCCAAAACGCAAUAUUAAGUGCGAUACGGUGCAUUGGACAGGUGUCUUGCCCAUCCAUCUUCGUUUUCUUCACUAUGUCGUGUUUCCGUGUUUCUUCUGUACGAGAACUGUUGUACGAGAACUGUUGACUAAGUAAGCAAUGGAUUGGAUGGUUGGUACGCAUGUGUUGGUAUUGUGGUGUUGUUGAUCUGGUGAUUGCGGGAGCGCACAAAGUGGAUGGAAGCCUGUAGUGUGAAGAGAACAGAACUAGCUGUUGCAAUCUGGUGGCUCACCGUAAACGUAGAAAGGUGGUCAUACAGCAGCACCACAGGACAGCAGUCUCCAUGAACUGCGUUUUGGUGAAAGCUUUUUAUUGUUUCUAUCUCUUGUCGAGACUCUCUGCAGAUAGCGUUCGCCGCUCCAUCGGGGGGUAUUCUUAAGGUUGCUUCCCGUCGUACGUCGUAGGAAGCACCACCUCCGACACAACCCUGGCAGGUUACGUGUGGCUUGUCCCAUACAUUUGUGUGCGUGAAUCACCCCGCCCGAAGAUUCGGAUUGAACCGCGGGACGAAACUACGUGUCGGCGAUACGCCAGGAGCAUGGGCUUCUUGUAGUAGAGCAUCUCGGCACGUUCGUGAUGUCAGCCUGUUGGUGCAUGUGGUGUGAUGUGUUUUUUGCGUGGCGUACAAGUCCCUCACGCCUGUAUAGCAGUGUACGAUACGUUGGUGUGGAGAGGUUUGUUUGUCUUCCUGUGCCGUGUGAGUGUAUGCCUCUUCAUUUUUUUUUUUGCGUUUUGGGUUUGAAUCCCUCGCGGUCUGUAAUAUAGCACCUUUCACAACAAAUUCUGGGGUUUUGU
Messenger RNA from Ectocarpus siliculosus, 1735 nucleotides. NCBI's taxonomy places the organism in Eukaryota, Phaeophyceae, Ectocarpales, Ectocarpaceae. The record is from the annotation of a GenBank genome assembly.